Molecule: messenger RNA, 1056 nt
Organism: Tauraco erythrolophus (red-crested turaco)
Lineage: Eukaryota; Metazoa; Chordata; Aves; Musophagiformes; Musophagidae
Source: RefSeq, a predicted model, not a curated record
AUGGAGAAUGACCAGUGUCCCACCUCACCCGGGCAGGACAUCCGGGGGCAAAGCGGGGACAAACCUGCCCCCAGCUCUCCACCCCUGGCUCCAGCCCCUGCCGAGCAGCUGAGCGCCCGGCCCGAAGCUGCCACGUGUGACAUCUCGGAGGAGCUGAGCCGGCAGCUGGAGGACAUUAUCAAAACCUACGGGUCUGCUGCCAGCCUGAUGGAGAAGGAAAGCGCUGUGACGGGAACCGACGGGCCUGAAAAGGGAGAGCCAGGCAGUGUGGAGGAUGCAGAGUACGAAGAUGCUAAUGAGGAGAGUGAGAAGGAGAAGCUGGCUCCUGGAGAUCCUUCCAGAGCAAAGGAGCCCAGCGGCAGCAAGGAGCAAAAGCUGGAGAAGAAAAUCCUGAAAGGACUAGGGAAGGAAGCCACCCUGCUGAUGCAAAGCUUGAACAAGCUGAAUACUCCAGAGGAGAAGCUGGACCUGUUAUUUAAGAAGUAUGCUGAACUGCUCGAAGAACAUCGCGCUGAGCAGAAAAAGCUCAAGUACCUGCAGAAGAGACAAGCCCAGAUCACCAAGGAGAAGGACCAGCUGCAAAGUGAGCACAGCCGAGCCAUCCUUGCCCGCAGCAAGCUCGAGAGCCUGUGUCGGGAGCUCCAGAGGCACAACAAAAACCUUAAGGAGGAAACAAUUCAGCGGGCACGGGAGGAAGACGAGAAGAGGAAAGAAAUAACUAAUCAUUUCCAGGGCACGCUGAGUGAAAUCCAGGCUCAGAUCGAGCAGCAAAGCGAGAGGAACAUGAAGCUCUGCCAGGAGAACACAGAGCUGGCAGAGAAGCUGAAAAGCAUCAUCGACCAGUACGAGCUGCGGGAAGAGCACCUUGAUAAAAUAUUUAAGCACAGAGAACUUCAACAGAAACUGGUGGAUGCCAAGUUGGAGCAGUCUCAGGAAAUGAUGAAGGAAGCCGAGGAGCGACAUCAGAAAGAAAAGGAAUACCUCCUGAACCAAGCUGCAGAAUGGAAGCUCCAGGCCAAAAUGUUAAAGGAGCAAGAGACUGUCCUGCAGGCACAG